Messenger RNA from Salvia splendens (bonfire salvia), 932 nucleotides. RefSeq names its product NAC domain-containing protein 73. The transcript has 4 exons. Gene Ontology annotation, biological process: regulation of DNA-templated transcription. Gene Ontology annotation, molecular function: DNA-binding transcription factor activity; transcription cis-regulatory region binding. Gene Ontology annotation, cellular component: nucleus. The record is from RefSeq and is a predicted model, not a curated record. Bases 111 to 932 code for a protein of 273 amino acids. NCBI's taxonomy places the organism in Eukaryota, Viridiplantae, Streptophyta, Magnoliopsida, Lamiales, Lamiaceae.
AAAACAGUUGGUUUGCAUGAUUCCUUCUGCAGCAGCAAAACUUGAGAGGAGAUCGAGGAAAGAAAUUAAAGCCCGAUUUUGGAUGGGCGGAAGAGCUGCAGAGAAGAGAAAUGACAUGGUCUAUUAGUGAUGAAGAAAACAACAUAGCCACUUCAACAACUCAUCAAUUUCGGACACUAAUCUGCCCUUCAUGCGCCCAUACCAUUAAGCUACAAGACUAUAAGAGUAUUGGGAUUCAAGACUUGCCUGGGCUGCCAGCUGGGGUGAAGUUUGACCCAUCUGAUCAAGAAAUUCUACAACAUUUGGAGGGAAAAGUGAUGUAUGAUACGAGGAAGAUGCACCCAUUCAUCGAUGAAUUUAUUCCAUCUAUCCUUGGCGAAAAUGGGAUUUGUUAUACUCAUCCAGAGAAGCUACCAGGAGUAACCAAAGACGGCCAAGUCCGCCACUUCUUCCACCGCCCCUCAAAGGCGUACACAACGGGGACCCGGAAGCGGCGGAAGGUGCACAACGCCGACCCCGACUCAUCCUUCGGCGGCGGCGAAACAAGGUGGCACAAGACCGGAAAAACCCGGGCCAUCUCCCCCGCCGGAAACAUCAAAGGCUACAAGAAGAUCCUGGUUCUGUACACAAACUACGGGCGGCAGUUGAAGCCGGAGAAGACGAAUUGGGUGAUGCAUCAGUACCACUUCGGUGAGAGCGAGGAGGAGAGAGAUGGUGAGUUCGUCCUCUCUAAGGUAUUUUAUCAAACACAGCCGAGGCAAUGCGGCUCCUCCGCCAAGGAAGACGCCGUCAAAUCGGCCUCCGAUUAUUACAUUUCAUACCAAAAUGUUAACAGAGGCGGCUCAACUCCGGUGAUUCCGACUUUGGUUAUGAAUGGUGAGAGAUCGACGUCGUUGAUUCGGUUGCCUUCGGGUGGAAGCAAAGGGGAUUGA